Cynara cardunculus var. scolymus (artichoke) is the source of this 807-nucleotide messenger RNA. RefSeq names its product ethylene-responsive transcription factor ERF109-like. The record is from RefSeq and is a predicted model, not a curated record. Gene Ontology annotation, biological process: ethylene-activated signaling pathway; regulation of DNA-templated transcription. NCBI's taxonomy places the organism in Eukaryota, Viridiplantae, Streptophyta, Magnoliopsida, Asterales, Asteraceae. The coding region runs from base 22 to 567 and encodes 181 amino acids. The transcript has a single exon. Gene Ontology annotation, molecular function: DNA binding; DNA-binding transcription factor activity.
UCACGAAUAAAAAACCGAUAUAUGGAGAGAGCCACCACUAUUCUCCGACCACCGUCGCAACCACGGAGGCGGCUUACCAACCAUGAAGAAGCUUCAAUCAUGGUUAAAGCUCUCAAGAACGUCAUAAUCGGAUCCACAGGCUCUUCAAAUGUUGACCAGCAACAGCGCUAUGAUUUCCGAUCGUUUUAUACGUCUGAUUAUGCCGCCGCCGGUAGUGAGCCGGUGGAAUAUUUACCGGAGGUUCUUCUUUCUCAGACAUGUCCGUUUUGUAGGAUUAGCGGUUGUCUGGGGUGUAAUUACUUUAUGGAUGAUAUGGAACAGAACGACGGCGGGAGCGGUGGUCCGAUUAAGAAAAAGAAGAAGAAUUACAGAGGAGUGAGACAGCGACCGUGGGGGAAAUGGGCGGCGGAGAUUCGUGAUCCACGUAAAGCAGCUCGUGUGUGGUUAGGUACGUUUGAGACAGCGGAGUCAGCGGCUCGGGCUUACGACAGAGCUGCCAUAGAAUUCAGGGGAACCACAGCCAAGCUCAAUUUCCCGUUGGCCGAUUACGCAACACCACCGUCGUGAUUGCCGGAAACAAGUGUAGAAAAAGGUGGUUAUGGAAGCGAUUGAGGAGAAAGAAAGUGAAGAUUGGAUUUGGGAAGUUACGGAAAUGGUUUCGUAGGAGUUACAGUCUAACCAUGAACAGGAUUUUUAGGAAAGCGAGGAUUUUAUGAUAACCAUUUAGGUUUUAUUAUUUCUAAGGCCGUAAACAAACUAAACGUUAAGUGAACUGUUCGGUAGAAAAUUCGUUUAUUUAAUAAAGAA